CUCCCCCAUGUCAAUCGAGCGCACAGUCACCACCUUGCUUGGUACAAGCUAUAGGAUCGUUGAUACCGGCAUUCCAACCACCAACGACGCAAACUACCUCACUCUCGUCUUCCUCCAUGGCUGGGGCAUGCCCUGCUCCCUCGGUAUUACCAGCCGCAUAGCCGCCCUUUCCCCCAGUCAAGGCGUCCGCUUCAUCGGCGUAAACCGCCGUGGUUACGAAGGCUCCUCGCCCUACACGCCCGACGAGGCGCAUGUUCUUCAGCAUGGCGCGCCAGAGGAUCGCGGUGCCGCCUACCGUGACGAAGGGCGGCAAUAUGCGCAUCUGCUCGAUGCACUAAUGCAGGAUGGGACUGUGGGUGCAGGCGGCGUCGCGAUGGUAGCUUGGUCGAUAGCGAACGCGCACCUGAAUGCGACAGUGGCCUCCAUCCAUGACUUGCCAGAUCAUGUUCAGGAGCGACUGAGUGGGCGCGUGAAGGCUUUCAUCUACUUUGAGGCAGGUCCGCGCCUCAUGGGUCUCGAAAAGCCACCCGGAUACGUCCCCGCGGAAGACAAGUCCGUACCUCCCAAGACGCAGCUGCGUAGGGCCCAAGCUUGGUACGCAGCGUACUUCAAGCACAACCUCGCUUCGCACAGAAUCGACGGCCUCGAGAUGCGACAUGGCGACCCUGCACGCCCACCCACCGACGUCGUACACGAGGAUUUCUGGGUUCGAUACACCGACCCAGAUGGUCCAUUCCCGGGAGACCCAGCUAUCUUUGCACCUGAUGUCCAACCGUACAUACAAGCCGCGGCGGAUGCGGCGCUGUUCGAUGCUGGGGUCAGGAAGGCCUGGGGAGAUCCCAAAGUCGCAUAUGUGUACGGAGAUUUCAGCGUGUGGACAGCAGUAUGGACGGCGUGGGCAUUGGAGGAUGAGUGGAAAGCGCGGGGUUCCAACGCUCCGGAGCUGUCAUUUAGAGUGGUGGAAGGGGGGAAUCACCAAUGCGUACUCGACUUGCCCGAAAGAACCUUGCAGGCCUUCCUGGAUUGCGUUACAUGA
Molecule: messenger RNA, 1036 nt
Organism: Schizophyllum commune H4-8
Lineage: Eukaryota; Fungi; Basidiomycota; Agaricomycetes; Agaricales; Schizophyllaceae
Exons: 4
Coding region: 8-1036 (342 amino acids)
Source: RefSeq, a predicted model, not a curated record